UUGCCUACUUAAGGUUCUUAUAUUUGCUAAAAACUAUAAACUCUACACUGAGUUUCGCCGCCUCACUUAAUUCUACAUGCACUUCAAUGCCAUUUCGUUCCUUACACAAAUGUCAUCAGCUGUGCACAAACCUUUCUGGUUUGUUUUGUUGCCUACACGUGCAUAGACUAGCGAAGUAAACAAAUUAGUAAAAUAUCUAAAUUUAUUGAAAUGAGUUUAUUCAAGCCAGCAGCUUGGGACAGCACAGUUGAGGUUUUUAACUUCCAGUCGGCGAAGAAAAACUCACAAAAUUCGGUGGAAAAGACAAAUAAAAAUAUUGCCAAUGAGAUUUUGAAGAAAAAACAAAAAAAUAAAGUCAAAAAAACUUCCAUCAAAAAUGGACGCAUCGAAAAAAGAAAGCAAAAAAAGUUACAAAAACAAAAAUUGAUUCCAAAAGGUCUGCAGCGUCCAGUCAAGCCCAUAAACAGCGAUGAUGAGGAUAGCAGCAGCGCUGAUUCCAGUGCCGAAAGUGAUAGCGACGGUGGCAUUGGAAGCAAGCAAAAAGUCAUCAAAAGUGGUAGAAUAGAAAAAAAUAAACUAAAACGUGUGGAAAAAUUAAAUAAAUCCAAGCUAACCGAAGUGCAUAAUAAAAACGUUGCCGCGGUGACGGCUGCAACAAAUGAAUUGAAAUUGAUUACGCCAGCUAAUGCUCAGUUCAGUGCCUACCAAGAGAAAUUGAAGUCUCAGCUCGUCGGCGGACGUUUCCGUUUUAUCAAUGAACAACUCUACACUAUGUCCAGUCAAAAAGCAGUGGAGCUUUUUACUGCUGACAGAGAGGCAUAUACGGCUUACCAUGAAGGUUUCCGGCAUCAAUCCGAACAAUGGCCAUUCAAUCCGCUUAAACGUAUUAUCAAAACGAUUAAAAAUUUACCAAAAACUUUUGAAAUAGGCGAUUUCGGUUGUGGUGAUGCAGAAUUGGCCAAGUCUGUGCCCAAUAAAGUAUACUCCAUAGAUUUAGUCAGCGCCAAACCUGAUAUUAUUGCUUGCGAUAUGGCACAUACGCCACUCAAAAAGGAAUCACUCGACGUAGCGGUGUAUUGCUUGUCUUUAAUGGGUACUAAUCUUAAGGAUUUCAUGCUUGAAGCUAAUCGCGUACUCAAAGUGGAUGGUCUACUCUAUAUUGUCGAAAUACAAACGCGUUUUGAUAACGUACAGGACUUCAUACAACGUUUACGAAGCUGUGGUUUCCAACUGGUGAGGAAAGACAUGCUGAGCAAAUUGUUUUUGUUCUUCCAAUUCAAAAAAGUACAGAGCAUUGGGAAAGUUGCUAUUGUGAAGCCUUUUCAGCUGAAACCGUGCCUUUAUCGUAAGCGAUAAAUACUCAUUGAAGCUUAUAAUUUAGCAAUAAGGAUAAUGACUACUUUUAGAUAUUAAGGUAUUCUGUGGAAGUAAAAUCACCAGCACAAUUGCCGAGAAAUUCAUUGGAGGAAAUCCCAACUAUACUUAACAACUAAAAACCAUAUUUGUUAUAUUUACAGGUUCUUUCACUCUUUGCACCAUUUAAGAACUGUAAUAUAAUAUUGUAUGUACAUAAGUAAAUUAAAAAGUGUUGUAUAUAUUGCUCUUACCUGACAUGAUAAUUGUUCUGGCCUGCUGUAUGUUCUUUAAUAAGA
Teleopsis dalmanni is the source of this 1652-nucleotide messenger RNA. Its product is annotated as ribosomal RNA-processing protein 8-like. The transcript has 3 exons. The record is from RefSeq and is a predicted model, not a curated record. Lineage: Eukaryota; Metazoa; Arthropoda; Insecta; Diptera; Diopsidae. Gene Ontology annotation, molecular function: methyltransferase activity. Gene Ontology annotation, cellular component: nucleolus; rDNA heterochromatin; chromatin silencing complex. Bases 211 to 1356 code for a protein of 381 amino acids. Gene Ontology annotation, biological process: regulation of transcription by glucose; rDNA heterochromatin formation; cellular response to glucose starvation.